This is a messenger RNA of Geodia barretti, 342 nucleotides long. The record is from the annotation of a GenBank genome assembly. Lineage: Eukaryota; Metazoa; Porifera; Demospongiae; Tetractinellida; Geodiidae.
CUGUGGAUCGCUCCCAACGUUGAGCACUACGAAUACCAGCCAGAAUUCGACGGGCAUCGCAACCCCUGGCCGCGCACUCCCUAUCCCGAUGUCCAGCAGUACGCCUACCGUGACUACGGCAAUCGGGUGGGCUUCUGGCGCAUGGCCGACGUGCUCGACCGGCACAACAUCCGCUGCUGCGUGUCCCUGACAUGGCUUCCUGGAGCAUUUCCCGAAAUCGGGGAGGCCAUGGUGCAGCGCAACUGGGACUUCAUGCGCCACGGCAUCUACAACACCCGCUACCUGAACCACUACACCGAGGAGCAGGAGCGCGAGUUCUACCGCGACACCAUCGACACCUGA